AUGAGACCGGUAUUUUCGACAUGGCUUGUCAGCGCUCUGUGCUUGACAGCACACCUGGGGUCGGCACUACAACUUGAUAUCACUAGUCCGGACUCGAUCAGGUCAACUGCGAGUGUGGUCGCGUACGACAUGAUGUCUUACUAUACUGGAAACCGUACUGGAGACGUUCCUGGAAACCUGCCAGCUCCGUACUACUGGUGGGAAGCAGGCGCCAUGUUUGGCGAGAUGAUUGAAUAUUGGUACUACACUGGUGACGCCACAUACAACGAUGAAGUCAAGCAGGCUUUGUUGCACCAAGUCGGAGACGACAAUGACUACAUGCCAAGGAAUCAGUCAAAAUCACUUGGUAACGACGAUCAAGUCUUCUGGGCAUUCAGUGCCAUGACAGCAGCCGAGCUAAAAUUCGAGGAUCCGGGAACUGGUGAGCCGUCGUGGCUGGCACUCGCGCAGGCUGUAUUCAACGAGCAGGCAUCAAGAUGGGACACGGGAACAUGCGGAGGAGGCUUGCGCUGGCAGAUCUUCACCUUCAAUGCUGGGUACGACUACAAGAACGCCGUCUCCAAUGGAGGCUUCUACCAGCUGGCUGCACGCCUGGCGCGUUACACGCAGAACCAAACAUAUGUCGAUUGGGCAGACAAGACAUGGGAGUGGUAUGCCGGAACACCACUGCUUAACACGCAGACAUGGCAGAUCAACGACGGAUCCAGUACCCAGAAGAAUUGCUCGGAUGCCAGUCAGCUGCAGUGGACAUACAACUAUGGUGUUUUCAUUGCUGGAAGUGCAUACCUCUACAACUAUACUGGCGAAGCAAAGUAUAUGGAUCGCAUCGAAGGUCUUCUCAACGCCACACUAGAAAGGUUCUUCCCUCAGAACAUGGGCGGAGUUAUGGUUGAAAUCACCUGUGAACCGCUAGGCAACUGCAACAACGAUCAGCCAGCAUUCAAGGCAUUCCUCACCCGAUGGCUUGUAGUAACAGCACAAUUGGUUCCAGAGCUUUACGAACGCAUCUUCACGUACUUGCGCAAGGACGCAACAGGUGCGGCCGGGCAGUGCUCAGGAGGUGCCCUAGGAAGACAUUGCGGGCGUGAAUGGAAUACGACAACGUGGGAUGGGACGUCAGGAGUAGGUGAACAGAUGUCUGCUCUUGCAGCAAUUCAAGCUAUGAUGAUGGACACGACGGAAUUGGCAGCACCUGUGGGAGCGACGACGGGAGGAACGAGUAAGGGCGAUCCCAGUGCAGGUACAGGCAGCAGUGGCACGACGGGCAGCAACGGCAUGCCUGCGAUCAACACGGACAAGAUCACGACUGGUGACAAGGCUGGAGCGGGAAUCUUGACAGCAGUGGCGCUGCUAUGCACAAUAGUCACAGGAGGAAGCUUGGUUCUGGAAUAA
Aureobasidium melanogenum CBS 110374 is the source of this 1392-nucleotide messenger RNA. Its product is annotated as putative cell wall glycosyl hydrolase Dfg5. Gene Ontology annotation, biological process: fungal-type cell wall biogenesis; carbohydrate catabolic process. The transcript is spliced from 4 exons. Bases 1 to 1392 code for a protein of 463 amino acids. Gene Ontology annotation, molecular function: mannan endo-1,6-alpha-mannosidase activity. NCBI's taxonomy places the organism in Eukaryota, Fungi, Ascomycota, Dothideomycetes, Dothideales, Saccotheciaceae. The record is from RefSeq and is a predicted model, not a curated record.